Molecule: messenger RNA, 1089 nt
Organism: Malaya genurostris
Lineage: Eukaryota; Metazoa; Arthropoda; Insecta; Diptera; Culicidae
Gene: Nelf-E
Product: negative elongation factor E
Exons: 5
Coding region: 106-1008 (300 amino acids)
Biological process (GO): negative regulation of transcription elongation by RNA polymerase II
Cellular component (GO): NELF complex
Molecular function (GO): RNA binding
Source: RefSeq, a predicted model, not a curated record
CGCUGAACGGAAUAACAUUUUUUUUCCUGGGAUAAAAAACCUAGUUGUCAGGUUUUGUUUUGUCCUAAUAAUACAACAGUAAUAAUUCAAUAACUUGUGUCUAAAAUGGUCUACAUACAUUUUCCUUCAAAUUUAACCGAGGAAGAACUCAUGCUACAAGCAAAAUAUGCCAAAUUGAAGAAAAAGAAAAAAGCGUUACAAGCAUUAAAGGCACCAAAACAAGAACCCGAAAAAAGUCUUAUACCCAAACGUCCUGCAGAUGCUCGCGACGCUCGUGAAGUGGCACGUAAAUUAUUGAAGAGCGGUGCUAUUCAAGCUAUCCAGAAACCACAAUUGAAACAGGAAAGCUCUUUCAAACGUCCCAAAGGUCAAGAACGCAAACGAUCGCAGCAGGAAUCGAGUCCUGGUGCUCAGUAUCAAUCAUAUUCUUCAGUUGAAACACCAAUUUCCAACCCAUCGGCCAGUCCAGAUCCACCAGUUAUUGCAAACCCAACGAUCACGGCGGCCGUAACCACGACGACGACAGCUGUGACUCCUGCACAAGAAAAGGAACCGAACAGGGUUCCAAAUCUGUACCAACAAUUUGCGAACGAACGUGAUAAAGAAGAACAAGCAACUGUCAAAGCAGGCGACUCCCCAAGAGACAGACCGCGAUCUGGUAACACAGUUUAUGUUUCAGGCAAUAAAGUAACUGAAGAUUUUCUUAAAAAACAUUUCCACGACUUCGGAGAGAUUUUAAACAUUUCAAUGGAAAUCGAAAAAGGUCGAGGAUUUAUUACAUUUUCAAAAACAGAAUCAGCAGAUCGUGCUAUUAUUGAGCUACACAGUAAAACUGUUGGGGGAAUCCAACUUCAAGUUCAAUUAGCUAGACGACAACCGCAGAUCAAUCCUAUAAAUGACGCAGGUUCGUCAGCAGCUUGGUCAGCUCUUGCAACCAAUCGUUCCCAAAAAGGAAAACAUAAGGACAAUCGGGAGCUUGUGUGCUACGAUCAUGAUGAUAUUUUCUAAUUAGUUUUAUAGUAUCCUGCUGAAUGUCGUUGACCCAAACAUUACGUUUUACUCUGGUAGAAUAUAAGAGAUAAAAACAGA